This is a messenger RNA of Corticium candelabrum, 1381 nucleotides long. Its product is annotated as hepatocyte nuclear factor 1-alpha-B-like. Lineage: Eukaryota; Metazoa; Porifera; Homoscleromorpha; Homosclerophorida; Plakinidae. The record is from RefSeq and is a predicted model, not a curated record. Gene Ontology annotation, molecular function: DNA-binding transcription factor activity, RNA polymerase II-specific; RNA polymerase II cis-regulatory region sequence-specific DNA binding. Gene Ontology annotation, biological process: pancreas development; regulation of transcription by RNA polymerase II; liver development. The coding region runs from base 107 to 1381 and encodes 424 amino acids. Gene Ontology annotation, cellular component: nucleus. The transcript is spliced from 4 exons.
CUCGACCGUCUCCUGCCAUGCCAAAAACGUAAUUUCUCUCCGCCAUCUUCUCCUCACGCAUGCGCACAAUUUCCUCCGUCUUCCUCUCUCGAAAACUACAACCAGAAUGGCGAGCCCGAGCCCAAAGUACACGCCCGAGCAGAAGCAGCUCGUGAAGACGGUGAUGGAAGACAACGCAAUCAACAAGGACACACUGCUGGCCAUGCUGCACGACGACCCGACACUCGGAUGUUCGCCCAUCCCGCCGCAGCCGCUCGCACACAAGCGCAAACUCUCGUCAGGCGAAGAGUGGCCGUCGAUGAAGCGCAAUCUGACGAUCGAGGACGGCCAACUGGUCGACGAGUUGUGCAGGCACGAUCCCAUUAUUGCUGCCAAGAUAAUCCAUGCCUACAUUCACAGACACGGUAUACUACAACGUGACAUUGUCAGGGCGACGGGGCUCAGCCAGAGCCACCUCUCUCAGCAUCUCAACAACGGCACGUCGAUGAACUUGGCGAAACGAAAGAAACUGUACGAAUGGUACGUAGAAGAUCAACGGCAGUACUCACACUGUGGUGAACGAAUCUCGUUGACAGAUCCGUCUGUACUCGAGGAUACUGUCAUGGAAACAAGUCCAAAGAGAUCACGUUCGUCGACUACCCGUUCGAGUGCUCGUAGAACGAAAGUGAAAUGGGGUUCCGAUGCAUUGAAGGUCUUAAACGAUGCAUAUGCACUGAAUGCUCGUCCGACGAAAGAACAGAGAAUGGACAUCGUAGCAAAGUGCACCCAACUCGAGGCGGAGAACAUGGAACACAAGCUGGCGGUACCGGGAAGUGAACCCGGAGAGAUUGCUGUCGUGACCGAGGAACGAGUGCUGACGUGGUUCGCAAACAAGCGGAAAGACGAACUGCAGAGAAAUAAAUUGCAACAGGCGGAAGCUGCCGUUCGACUGGCAUCAGCACAGACAAAUGAAGGGCACCACGUGUUGACCAAUGAAACGGUACAAGUCGAUGCAAUACAAGGCACAAUUCAAGUUAGUCAAGCGAGUCCUCACGUCUUACUCGCUCCAGUCCAGACCGAAGGUGGCGGACAAGGAGGCGUACAGUUUGUUCAAGUGUCUAUCGACACGGGUCACGGGACGCCGGCAGAUCUUGCCGGCACGACAUUCGUCAUGCAGAACACAGGAAUCACUUUGCAGGCGGCAGGGGUAACCACGCCGGGUGCCACGUUCGUCGUCGACGGCACCAGUCUACAGCCACAAGUGACGCCCACCAGUCACGAGGACCAAAUCGUUACGACAGAAACCGUGGAAGUCAGCGGCGAGGUGAGCGCCGAAGAUAGUGCUGCAGGGGCUGUUGUCAUUGACGUCGAAACAGAAGUGCCCGUCGAAGCAAUGAGUUGA